This is a messenger RNA of Hemiscyllium ocellatum (epaulette shark), 468 nucleotides long. Its product is annotated as protein SPMIP1-like. Bases 1 to 468 code for a protein of 155 amino acids. The record is from RefSeq and is a predicted model, not a curated record. NCBI's taxonomy places the organism in Eukaryota, Metazoa, Chordata, Chondrichthyes, Orectolobiformes, Hemiscylliidae. The transcript has a single exon.
AUGGAGCGAAAACUCAAGACAGACAACGAGAAGCAAAACUUCUGGAAAGAAAACAUAACCAAAGAGGAGCUGCUGAGGCUAUGUUGGCUGAGAGACCAUCAGAAAGGACUCAACAAGACACCAGGCAGACAGACGGAGCUUAAGAAGAGUUUUGUGCGACCUCACAUUGAUCUCCAGAAGCAGAAAUCAACAGAGCAGGAGGAGAAGACUUCGGUGACGGAAGGUGACACGGAAAAGCCAAAAGCUGAAGAGAAAGUUGCAGCAGUGUCAUAUAGUGAGAUGAGGCCUGUCACCCCAGAGGUGCAAGCUCUGCUUUACGAUGGAUUCUCUAAAGAGGAGAAAGGAAGGUACCAAUACCUAAAGGCACGGACAAAGAAAGGGCCUAGUGAAAAAUAUAACCAUGCCAUUACCUCUUCCUGGGAGUAUGGCUGGAAAUUAGGUGAGAAAGUGUCAGCUAAGCAAGGCUAA